AUGGUCCUCUACGUCACUGCAAUCCACACCUUUGUGGCAGAGCAUGCCGACGAACUCGAGUUCCAGGGCGGAGACCGGAUCGAGGUCUUGGAACGAGACGAGGCCUUUGGCGAUGGCUGGUGGAAGGGCCGUAACACCAAGGGCGACGAGGGCCUGUUCCCAGCAACUUACAUCUCCGAAGACCCAGAUGCAGUACCCGCCGGCGCUUUCAAGAAAGAAGACGCCGCAGCUAACGGAGACGACGAGGCCCUGGCAACGCCCGUCGCGUCGGAAGCGGUCGCAUCCCCGAACAACGACCACUCCUCACUUUUUAAUCCGGGACCAGAGGCAGUCUCGGCGGACCGCAGUCUCGAAAAUGACCACCGCGACAGCCUGCUCGACGUGACUGGCGCGCCGCGCGGCACGGCACUAGUCACCACCGACAAGGGCGCUGGUAACAACGUCAUGGACCGCACCAUUGGCGAGGUGCAGGAAGCCAUUGACACAAUGGGGGGCCCAUCGCCAGCGCGCACACCCGAGGCACCAGUCCAAAAGGGCUACCAGCUCAAGGACCCGCAGGAGGCGUCGCGCGAGGACGAUGACGACGUGUCGGACGGUGAGGGCGCAAUUGGGAUCAACUCGGACGCGCGCGCCCGCCUCGCUGCCCAGGCCAAGCUCGCAAACGAGGAGCGCGACCGCCAACACCAGCGCGAGAGCGGUGGCCUCGUUGCCGACCUCAUUUACUCGGACGAGAGUGACGACGACGAGGAAGGAUCCGCCGGAUCACGCCGUGCUUCUCGCGGAUACCGCGGCCUUUCGCUUAAUGGUACUCACACGACCCAGACAGCCUCGACAAGCACUACCAUUGCCGAGCGCAUAGAGGACGAGGACUUGGACGACCCUCCAAAGUCGCAAACUCUGGCUGCUGCGGUGGAGCCUGCGCCCGUGCCCGCCGAAGACUUGAUGCCCGCACCGACAGCGCAGCCUCCCACUACCCAGGCCUCAAUCCCGACGGCGCCUACUCCACCCCAGCCCAAGGCUGCCAUGUGGAGCCCAGUGCCGUACCCGCCCGUUUCCCAGUUUUCCCAGCAGCAGCAGUCCAGUGCUCAGACAGUAACAAUGCCGCCAUCCCAGCCGUCGGCAGAUGAGGCUCCUCCGCCGGAGACUUCCUCUGCGCCAGCAGCCGAGGCUUCGCACACUCCCUCUACAGGCGUCUUUGUGGCUGCGGGAGCGGGUGCAGCUGCCCUCGCUGGAGUCGGCGCAGCUGCGCUUGCAUCUGGUUCCGGUCCGUCGUCGACCGCGGUGACUUCUGCACAACCGUACACGUCUCCAAACCUCACGUCUGGAGCCACCAUGGCAGACCCCAUCCUACCUUCGCCUGGCAGCAGGACGUCGUCCUUACCCCGCGGAUCGCCGCUCAUGAAUACGUCCAACCUUCCCGUGGUGCCGCCCAGCUCGCAACCCGCGUCCCUUCCCGCGGGAGCAGCUCCACCCGCGACCAUCACACCGCGCUUGGACCAGGCUGCGCAGCUGCAACCAGCCCUUCCCAUCUCUUCUCCCGCCACUCCCGGUGUUGCUGCUGCCGUAAGCCCAGCGGCGUCGUCACCCGGCGUACUGUCGCCCGACUCGGCCUCGCGCAUGCCAGCCAAGCCGCCCAUGACCUGGACCGUCGACGAGGUCGUCGAGUGGGCACGUUCGCGCGGCUUUGACGAUGGCGUGUGCAACAAGUUUGUCGAGCAGGAUAUUACAGGCGACGUGCUUCUGGAGCUUGACGCCAACUUAUUGAAGGAGCUUGACAUUCCCCAGCUCGGAAAGCGCCUACGCAUCGCGGCGGCUAUCAAUGAGCUCCGCCGUCCGCCGUCCGCCGUCUCGAACAAGGCGUCGCAGCUGCAGACUCAGCAGACGCCGCAGUCCGCGUCUCCUGGGCCUCCUCCGGCCCCACCUAUGCCCGACACGCAGCACCUGUCCCAGGUCCCGCCACAGGCGCCGACGCACUCGCAGACCGCCUCGCAGUCGUCGAGCCUGCGCGGGUUCGCCAUGGUGCCGCCUGCGUUUGUUGGUCAGGCAGCUCAGUCGACCCCUCCCCUCGGCACCACGUCGCCUGUCAUCGACGACCAUCACAAUGUUUGGUCGCACGGCCGGAAGGUCAGUGUCACGCCCACCACCCAGUCUAUCGAUGAGUCUAAGGCUGUUGAUGGACCCAUCAUCACGAACGGCGAUGGCCAUGGUCGGGGCCACAGUCAGUCGGCAUCCAUCUCCCUUCCCGCGUCCUCGACCGCUCCGCCAUCGCACACUGCGUCGCGCUCGACGUCGUCUAUACCCGCUACUCCGGCGACGACCGCGACCACCGGCACCGGCGCCAAGGAGAACCUGAUGAAGCGCGAGUCGACCAGCUCGCUGACCGGCCACAAGAAGAAGGGCAGCGUCGACAAGACGGACCGCCUGAGCUUCUUCGGCCGUAACCGCAAGGCUCCUCCGCCUGCAGGUUCGGGCAACGCCUCGCCCGUCGGCCCGGAGCGCAGCGCGUCGUCGCGCAUGACUUUCAGUGGCGGGCAGAAGCCAGCGAUGCAGACCAUGACUGCCGACAAGCCUGACGGCACAUCCGCCACGCCCAGCGCGGGCGUCGGCGCGGCUCUUCGCCAGAUCGGCAAACCUGACAAGGUCGGGUACCUCAAGAAGCGCGGUGAGCGCUACAACACUUGGAAAACGCGCUACUUUGUCCUCAAGGGCUCGCACCUGUACUACCUCAAGAGCGAGAACGAGGACCGUGUCAAGGGCCACAUUGACCUCAAGGGCCACCGCAUCAUCGUUGACGAAAACACAAACCCGGGCAACUAUGGCUUCCGUCUGGUUGGGCCUGGUAACGACAACAAGCCGCACUUCUUCUCGUCGUCUGACCGGACUCAGGUCCGCGACUGGAUGAAGUCGCUCAUGAAGGCAACGAUUGCGCGCGACUACUCUGUUCCCGUUACGUCGUCGUGCAACAUCCCCACCAUUCCCCUGGCCGAGGCGCAGGCGCUUCAGCCCCGUCCACCGAGCCCCGCUCAACGCGAGGCUACGCAGCGGGCGACGCGCCGCGAAAAUGUUAACCAGCUCACGCCCCGUGAUGCCAGCGUCCUUAUGAGCCUCGACACCUCUGGUAGCGGUAAGAGAAUGACGAGCCACGGCAGCAGCCUCCAUCCCUCGCCGUCUCGACCCGACCGUGACACGCGCCGGCCAUCUACCGGCAAGGAGACGAUGCUGAGUAGAACGAGCAUGGCGAUUAGCGAUCGGCGGAGCGUCAAUUCGUACUACGGCCAGCCGGAGACUGAGGAGCAGGCCGAGCUGCUCAAGUGGGUUAACCAGACACUGCCGCCGCAGUACCCGCGCGCCGCGCACUUCCCAAGCUCUUUUAUGUCGGGCGAGGUCAUCCUGCUACUUGUCAAGCACCUGUCUGGCAUCGAGCCCAACCCGCCCGUACCGUCGUCGGCGUUCGCGCCAGAUGCGACGGGCUUACCCAACGUCGAGGGUCUUCUGGCAAUGGGCGAGACAGUGAUCGACGCUGGCGUAGACAGUGCUGGUGUGAGUCUGAACGAGAUUCGCGCAGGCGACGUUCAGGCCAUCACGCACCUGCUAGAGACUGUGCGUUCGUGGGCGCAGCAGAAGGGUUAUGCGUAG
Cutaneotrichosporon cavernicola is the source of this 3636-nucleotide messenger RNA. RefSeq lists its product as uncharacterized. The transcript is spliced from 4 exons. Gene Ontology annotation, molecular function: protein binding. Gene Ontology annotation, biological process: retrograde transport, endosome to Golgi; receptor recycling; endosome organization. NCBI's taxonomy places the organism in Eukaryota, Fungi, Basidiomycota, Tremellomycetes, Trichosporonales, Trichosporonaceae. Gene Ontology annotation, cellular component: early endosome; trans-Golgi network; recycling endosome. The coding region runs from base 1 to 3636 and encodes 1211 amino acids. The record is from RefSeq and is a predicted model, not a curated record.